Molecule: messenger RNA, 897 nt
Organism: Arctia plantaginis
Lineage: Eukaryota; Metazoa; Arthropoda; Insecta; Lepidoptera; Erebidae
Source: the annotation of a GenBank genome assembly
AUGUUUGAUGUAAUUGCUUUUCACGGACCAGAUAUCAUUGACAUGGAUGCAAAUAACUUACCCCAGAGAAGAUUGUACCAUCAAAAGUACGUAUUUGCAAGCAUAGAAUCAUCUGACAAUUACCCGUUAUGUUCUGCAAAUUAUGAUGGAUAUUUUAAUUGGACUUGGACUUACAAGCUUGAUUCAGAAGUGCGUUGGGGUUAUUUUGUAAUAAGAGAUUCUAAUAAAGAUAUUGUAGGUCCAAGAAAAAACAUGAAUUGGCUCAAUUGGUCCGAUAUGGCUGACGUCAACAAUGUAACGAAAAAAAUACUGAGGCGUAAAACGAAAGCUGUAGCGUGGUUUGUCUCUAACUGUAUCACUAAGAGUAGACGAGAAGGAUAUGUAAUGGGCCUUCAAAAGUAUUUAAAUCAAUAUGGCUUACAAAUAGAUAUAUAUGGAGCAUGUGGGGGUCUCGAAUGUGGUCGUGACAAGGAAGAAGAGUGUAAUAAAAUGAUAGAAACUGACUAUUACUUCUAUUUGGCUUUUGAAAAUGCUUUUAGUGAAGAUUACGUUACUGAAAAAGUGCUUAUACCCUUACAACAUAAUGCUAUACCUAUUGUAUAUGGAGGAGCUGAUUAUACCCGGUUUCUCCCACCGGAUUCCUACUUGGAUGCACGAGAAUUGGGCGUAUAUAAGUUAGGUGAUCAGAUAUACAAGCUCAUGCAAGACCCUGAAUUGUAUGCCCAUUAUUUCAAAUGGAAAAACCAUUAUUCAUAUCACAGAAUGUCAGAAAACGUAGAAACUGAUGAAUACUGUCAAAUGUGUGCUUUGUUAAAUAAUGAGAGGAAAAUGACACAGAUAUCAGUAUAUAAACAGUUUCAGAAGUGGUGGGACCCGCCUUCCGCUACCUGUUACUAG